GUAGGUGAGGGCAGGAGGAAAAAAAUACUACCAUUUUAGGGGAGGAUGCAAGCCGCUAUACCAGCCCAUCUAAGGUUUUACAGGCGCACUUAAGUGUCUUUUUAUUGAAAUAAUAAAAUAAACAUGUCGCUAACGAAUUAUUAUUCCAUGAUGGGUGUCCAGACCGAGGAGCCGUUCGGUGCGCAUUUCAUCCCGGGAGGCUUGCAGGGCUCCUCGGCCGGGUGCGCGAAGCCUUCCCGGGUAGCGGAGCAGCAGGAGGAAGAGGAGGAUGAGGAGGGGAGCCUCUGCUCACACAUCCCGGAUUUUUCCCAUUUUUCCAACAAAGCGAGCCUGAAUGGUUUUUCUCCCUGGACAAACACGGCUACCUCCUCCCCGACGUCCUCCCAGCUGCAGUCCGGCCUGUUCCACCCCCUCCUGACGCACCACCAUCCUUACUACGGCCAGCAGCCUCCAUCUCACCCCGAACACCUCGCGGCGUCCGACGGCAGGUUCGUCCGCUGCUGGGAGGGGGUGGCCCCGUCCUCUGAAGCCGCUCUGUCGCAGGUGACGCCCGCUUUCCCCUCGUGUCUCCCCACGCAUCCCAGCCCCACUUAUGAAGCGAUCAAACCAGAGAGCUCCCCUCCAGCCAAGCACAGCGCGGAGGAGUCCAGCUUCAGCAGCCCGGCAGAAGUGGUCCUGGAGCGGCUGGGGACGGCGGAGGAGCUGGGGAAGAAAAACGAGCCGAAGAUGGAGAACGAGGAGAGAAAACCCCGACAGCAGCAGCAGCAGCAGCAGCUGGACCCUGAAAAUCCAUCCGCCAGCUGGAUCCACGCCAAGUCCACUAGGAAGAAGAGGUGCCCCUACACCAAGCACCAAACCCUGGAGCUGGAGAAGGAGUUCCUCUACAACAUGUACCUGACAAGGGACCGGCGUCUGGAGGUGGCAGGACUCUUAAAUCUGACAGAGAGACAGGUGAAAAUCUGGUUCCAGAACAGGAGGAUGAAGAUGAAGAAGCUGAUGAUCCGGGAGAGGAGGAGUAUGAAUGACUGAUGAUGAUCACCAGAGGCUGAGUAUCUCAUGUUUAUAUACGUCUAGUUUUCAUUAGUGUUGCACCGAUGCCAUUUUUUUGGCCCCUAUACUGAUACCCGAUACCUGUAUUGGCCCAUACCGAUACCAUACCGAUACCAUCUGUUUCAAACUGAUGUGUGUGUAUAUGAAGAACUG
Molecule: messenger RNA, 1203 nt
Organism: Cyprinodon tularosa
Lineage: Eukaryota; Metazoa; Chordata; Actinopteri; Cyprinodontiformes; Cyprinodontidae
Product: homeobox protein Hox-D9b-like
Exons: 2
Coding region: 124-1029 (301 amino acids)
Biological process (GO): anterior/posterior pattern specification; embryonic skeletal system morphogenesis; proximal/distal pattern formation
Cellular component (GO): nucleus
Molecular function (GO): RNA polymerase II cis-regulatory region sequence-specific DNA binding; DNA-binding transcription factor activity, RNA polymerase II-specific
Source: RefSeq, a predicted model, not a curated record